Molecule: messenger RNA, 1434 nt
Organism: Fragaria vesca subsp. vesca
Lineage: Eukaryota; Viridiplantae; Streptophyta; Magnoliopsida; Rosales; Rosaceae
Product: putative F-box/LRR-repeat protein At5g41840-like
Exons: 1
Coding region: 1-1434 (477 amino acids)
Molecular function (GO): protein binding
Source: RefSeq, a predicted model, not a curated record
AUGGCCAUUGGCACAUUGGGAUCACCUCACACGCCUGACCUUCACAACUUACCUGACCUUGUUCUUGACAAAAUCCUUUCAUUCCUUCCGACUAAAGCUGCCGUCCAGGUGAGCUUUCCUUCCAAACAAUGGCAAGGUGUAGUCACCUCAUUCCCUACACUUGAUUUCAAUGAGCAUGAUGAUUUUGAGCGCCACCUUGGUGCUUACUUUCUCCAAGAACGUCAACAUCGUAGGUUCAUCAACUUCUUGGAGGGGUAUUUAGAUUUUCGUAACAAGUACGGCCAGAAAGAGCCCCUGGAUAAACUAAGUCUUCAUAUGAGGUUGUAUUGGCAUCCAGACGACAAUAAUAUUAUAGCUAAGUGGUUGAGAUAUGCAUGUCAGAUAGGCCUCAAAGAGUUGGAUAUCUGUCCAGGGGCAAGUGUCACUGAGCAUCUGGUUAAAAGUGAGUGGCCGCCGGAAUUUCCUUUGUACAAGUACUUUUACCGCUUGCCUUUGAUCGCCAUUGCUAGUGCAAAAUCUUUAACUAGUCUAAAACUAGGAUGUGUAAACGUUCCGGAACUCCACCGUGUGGGAGUAGUUCAGCCGCCACUUUUCCCGUCUUUGACAAUUCUGUCCUUGAAAGCUGUAAGGGUUGAUACGGACCAAGCUCUCAAUUCUGUUCUACGUGAGUGCCCGUCCAUCGCGUACCUCUCAUUAACAUAUUGUUCGAUUGGAAAUUCCAAGUGUUAUGUUUGCUGCUCAAGUCUCAAAUACUUGGAAGUUAAGUUUUGCGGGGUUGAUGAUAUUCGAGUUGAUCAAGCCUUCAAUCUCGAAUCUUUUUCAUUUGUUUCAGAGCGAGAUUCAAGAUGUGAAAAUAUGAUCUUGAAUAGUGCCUUCAACUUGAAAUUUAUCAAUGUUUCAGUUGAUUACAUGGGGGAAUUUUCUUUACUGGGAUGCCAUCGUGCACUAGAGGCCUCAAUCCAGUCCAAAAGGAUCCAUCGGUUCGAGUUCUUUGAUGGUUAUUUGAGUGCCAAGCUUUCCUUUAAAGAUCAGAGUCAUGAUGAGACCAUAAUUAUUGAUGAGGCCACAAUUUUAGUUGGGGAACUUUGGGACCAAGAACGGUUGUCGUCAGAUUCAACAUAUGUUCCCAGGUUGGUGAGCUUCAUUAAAAGUUUUAGCCGCUGCAAGGAAGUAAGCCCCUACAAUAAAAAAGUUCAGGCUCUCACCAUUUUUAAAAACUAUAGAAAGAUGACCUCUUUGCCACCAUUGCCUGUAACUUCCGCUUUGCUGGUGAGGAUACCGAACCCACCAGUAGUAGGAAGUAGAGACUUUAUAGAAUUGGAGGACUCGUUGCGAUGGAUUGCACCUUCUGCAAAGCUAUUGAUCAUGCCGGUGGAUGUUGAAGAGGACAGAAAGAAAGUAGACCAGAGAGCUAGGUCGACAUGGAGGCCAUAG